UUCCCUUCGCGUCGCCUGCUCAAGCCUGGUCCCCUCUUGACCCCAGAUGGCUACGAGGAAUAUACUGUGGACCGGAUCGUCGACGAGAAGCGCUCCCGGAAGUCCGUCAAGUAUCUUGUUCGCUGGGUCGGUUAUGGCCAGGAGGACGACACUUGGCUUCCCGCUGCCGAGCUC
This is a messenger RNA of Schizophyllum commune H4-8, 174 nucleotides long. RefSeq lists its product as uncharacterized. NCBI's taxonomy places the organism in Eukaryota, Fungi, Basidiomycota, Agaricomycetes, Agaricales, Schizophyllaceae. The annotation marks the transcript as partial. The record is from RefSeq and is a predicted model, not a curated record. The transcript has a single exon.